CCGCGCGGCGGCUGUGGGUCAGAGAGCAGGCCGCCGGGGCCGCCUGCAGCCCCUCCGGGAUGGAGGUCCUGGACGAGUUCGACAGCGAGUUACCCCAGAGUGUGACCUUCUGCCAGCUCAUCUCCGAGGAAGACUUCGAGAGGCAGGCGGCCACCUACACGGAGCGCGCGCUGCGCCGCCUUUUCCGCAGCAUCGACCGCAACCCCGCGCUGGCCGAGAGGGUGGUGCGCAAGGGCAAGCUGGCCGAGUACGAGGGGCGCGGGCUCCUCUCCUUCCUCUGGGCCAAGUUCUUCUGUGCAGUUCAGGGGGAGCUGAAUUGUUGCAACAGCAUGGGUGCCCUGGAGAUGCACCAGCGCCUAGAGCAGCUGAAGAGGGGGAUCCACCGCGUGCACCUCUACUCCCAGGAUGCCAAGAAGAAGAGAAGAAAGCCAAAACUGAAGAAACCAGAACCCAUCCUCUUGAGAGACCGAUCAACCUCCCCAUGCCUGCCACCAGCCCUGCUGCCACCUCCCCCACUGCCGUCACCUGCCACCACCAUAGCCUCCGUGGUGGCCCCAUCGCCUCCUGUCUACACUAUGCCUAGGGUCUUUGGUCCCUUCCCUCCGCUGCCCAGCAAGUCGAUGGAGAAGUUGGAGGUUGCAAGGUCAGAAGUGAAACUGAACUGGGCUGGCCUGUCAUCGAACCCAAAGAGACAUAUGGUUGAUCUGACCCCCUUGGUCCUCAAUCCCGGAGGCUUCCAUUUCUCAUACCUGGCUGGAAACAGUGCGCACAAGCUCCACUGCCCUGGCUUCCCCUGGACCUCGGCUUGUAGUGGCUCCCCCAAGACCGAAGAGACACCACUCUCUCCUGUGAAGGCCUCCAUCUUCACCCCGCCUGUCUUGCUCAAGUUCCAGCCUGUGCCAAGACCCAAAGAUGACUCUGAGAACGACCCCAGCAGCACAGAGUCUGUGCCUCCCAAGAGGGGCCCAUAACCUCUUCCCUACAGACCAUGGCUAGAGGAGUGAAUAAAGUUCCUGUGGAGGUG
Lontra canadensis (Northern American river otter) is the source of this 1024-nucleotide messenger RNA. RefSeq lists its product as uncharacterized. The transcript has 7 exons. Bases 60 to 971 code for a protein of 303 amino acids. The record is from RefSeq and is a predicted model, not a curated record. NCBI's taxonomy places the organism in Eukaryota, Metazoa, Chordata, Mammalia, Carnivora, Mustelidae.